Messenger RNA from Teleopsis dalmanni, 3109 nucleotides. RefSeq names its product protein aubergine-like. Gene Ontology annotation, molecular function: protein binding; piRNA binding. NCBI's taxonomy places the organism in Eukaryota, Metazoa, Arthropoda, Insecta, Diptera, Diopsidae. Gene Ontology annotation, biological process: regulatory ncRNA-mediated gene silencing. The coding region runs from base 292 to 3063 and encodes 923 amino acids. The transcript has 14 exons. The record is from RefSeq and is a predicted model, not a curated record. Gene Ontology annotation, cellular component: P granule.
UUUCAUUUCCGUUUAUGCGGUUUUUUAUCCACUUGAUUCGCUAUUUCCUUGCAAGAAAAUAUCGCGCCUUCUAUUAGUUCAUUCGAGGCUGAACUUUAGAAGGGCAAGUGGCCAAGAAUAUUACCGCGGAGAUUUUUAAUUGUUGCAAGUGAAUAGCAAUUAAUUAUAGUUAAUAGUUCUUUCAGCGCAAGUUCAGCUCGCAAGUGUUAGAUUCAGUGAAAUAUUUAAUUCUGAUUGUUAACAAAAAUAUAAGAAGUUUUCAAAGCUUGAUCUACAGCUAUAUACGUAAAUAUGUCUAAUCAACCAGGUGCAAGACCACGCGUUCGCGUUCCUUAUCCUCAACUCAUUGGAAAAGUUGGUAUUCGUCCUGUCUCGACCUUUACGGGUCCCAGGAUGUCUUUUCGACCAAGGCUUCCACCAUCUGUUGUUGGCAUACGUUAUAGUCCAUCAGCAGUUGCUAAUACCUUUAAGCCACGCGGCGGUUCAAUUUCUGUUCGUCCGAGGGCAAUAUUAGCAUCACCCCAGGCUGCAAAACCGGACUCUAAUGUUACCGCACCAAAUUUGCUUGGUCGUGCCAUAAUAUCUGCAGCAAUUUCAACAUCUGGUUGUACUCAAAUUGAAAAUCCCAUAGCUAAUCUUGGUGUUGGUGUUGGUGUUGUUGCUGCUAAGCCGAGAGUUCCAGACAAAGAGCAUGGAGAACGUGGUGAAUGUAAUCGUGGUGGCGCGCAUGCACCGUUGUUGGAUUUAUUGUUUACACGGCCACAAGCCUGUGUUUCCAAAAUGGGUGAAACUGGGCGCCAUGUUCUAGUUAAUACAAAUUAUUUCAAGAUCUUAAAAAAACCAAAAUGGAACAUACAUCAAUAUAGAGUAGAUUUUGUACCGGAAAUUGAUGUAAACCACGUUCGUCGUAAAUUAAUUAUGGAACAUAAGGAAAAAUUUGGUGGAUAUAUAUUUGAUGGCACAAUGCUUUUUACUACUAAUGAUUUAAGAGGGGCUAGGCAUCAUCAUGAAUUAUAUCUAACAUCUGAGUAUCGUGAUGGAAAGAAGGUGCUUAUUAAAAUUAAACAUGUUGGUAUUGUCGAUGCAAAUGAGGCUCAACUGUUCCAAGUAUUGAAUUUAAUCUUACGUCAAUCAAUGGGUGGACUGGAUUUGCAACAAAUAGCUCGUCACUUUUUUGAUCCUUAUGCUAAGAUUAGCAUGGAUCCGUAUCAUAUUGAAAUCUGGCCAGGUUAUAUUACAUCCAUUCGUCAACAUGAGCGCGAUAUUCUUCUUUGCGCUGAGAUUACACAUAAAGUUAUGCGCAACGAUACACUUUACACCAUACUUCGUCAACUAACGGUCGAAACUAAAGACUAUCAAAAAGCUUUUAAGAAUGAAGUUAUUGGUUCUAUCGCUUUAACUGAUUAUAACAAUAAGACUUAUCGUAUAACUGAUGUUGAUUUUAAGAGUUCUCCUCUAUCGACAUUUUCAUUGAAAGAUAAACAAGUUUCAUUUGCUGAAUAUUUUAAAUCGCGUUAUAAUCUAAUCAUAACCGACACCAGUCAACCAAUGUUAAUAUCGAAACCAACCAAUAAGAAUAUACGUGGUGGCCAAGAAGAAUUCAUCUCAUUGAUUCCUGAGUUCACGCGUGCAACUGGUAUUACUGAUCAUAUGAGAACAAACGUUCGUUUAAUGAAAUCGAUGAGCGAUUAUACUCGGCUCAAUCCAGAAAUGAGAAUUCAACGCUUGAGAAAUUUCAACGAACGUCUCAAUUCUUCUGCUAAAAGUACAGAGGUUCUUGAAGAGUGGAAUAUGAAAUUGGAUAAGGACUUACUUAAAAUUCCAGCACGUAUAUUACCGCAUGAACAAAUUUUACUAGGUCAUGGUGUUCGGUAUGUAUGUGAUGAGAAAGCUAACUGGACCCGUGAGUUCCGCAAGAGUUCAAUGUUUUGUAAUGCCGAAAUAAGUCGCUGGCAAGUAAUCCUCCCAUCACGUUGUUGUCGUGAAACUAAAUUGUUUGUUCAAAUGUGUAUCAAAGUAGCAAGGAACAUGGGUUUGGCAUUAGCCACACCAAAAUACAUUGAAAUGGAUGACGAUCGUAAUAACUCUUAUACAACUGCAGUUGAAAUGGCCACAUCAGAGGAUCCUCAAAUUUUAAUGAUUGUUAUUCAACAACCCAACGAGGAAAAGUACUCUGUUAUUAAAAAGAAGUGUUGCAUUGAUCGUCCGGUUGCAUCACAAAUAGUUACUAUGAAAAUGAUAGCACCUACUUCAGAAAAAGGAGCUGGUUUGAUGUCAAUUGCAACUAAAGUUGUCAUACAAAUGAACGCUAAACUACGCGGUAUACCAUGGAUGAUUGAUCUACCACUCAAAGGUCUGAUGACAAUUGGAUUUGAUGUGUGUCAUUCAUCUAAGGAUAAGAAUACAUCCUAUAGCGCCCUUGUUGCCACAAUGGAUGUGCGCAGUUCAUCAAGAUAUUUUUCGGCUGUUAGUAAGCACCAAAAAUUCCAAGAGCUCUCAAAUGAUAUAAUACUUCACUUUACAUUUGCUUUAAAAGCAUACAAAGACGAACAUGGAACUUUGCCUGAACGCAUUGUAUUUUAUCGUGAUGGUGUCGGCGAUGGUCAACUGCAUCAAGUAGUAAAUACUGAGCUUAACCAUUUACGAAUGAAGGCACAGGAAAUCUAUGAAGCGGCUGGAAAACAUGAACGUUUAGCUUUCAUAAUUGUUUCCAAACGUUUAAAUACCCGUUUGUUCAUUAAAAAUAAUAAUCCACCACCAGGAACAGUCGUCGAUGAUGUUAUAACAUUGCCGGAACGUUAUGAUUUCUUCAUAGUUUCGCAAAGUGUACGCCAGGGUACAGUUUCUCCUACGAGUUAUAAUGUAAUUUAUGAUACCAUGGGUCUCACACCAGAUCGUAUUCAAAUGUUGACUUAUAAAAUGUCACACUUAUACUACAACUACACAGGUACCUGUCGUGUCCCGGCUGUUUGUCAGUAUGCGCAUAAGUUAGCUUAUUUAGUUGCUGAAAGCAUACAUUGUUCACCCUCUCAAUUGCAUGAUAGAAAUUUAUACUUUUUGUAAGGCUAAAAUAGUCUUAAUUUUUUUAAUUUUUUUUCUAUCAAUUAAU